Messenger RNA from Aureobasidium musti, 378 nucleotides. Lineage: Eukaryota; Fungi; Ascomycota; Dothideomycetes; Dothideales; Saccotheciaceae. The record is from the annotation of a GenBank genome assembly.
AUGCCAGCUUCUCUCACUAUGCAUACAACGGAUUCUCAGGAGACCCUCACAUCAAACAUGGCUAGCACUACAUUACGACCUACCAAACAUGUUCACUUCGCCCCAGAAGUUUACACAGAGAAGAGACGCAGCUCAACUGCCUCGGACUCUUUCUCCGACUCAUACAAACAUUGGUCACCCUAUGCAUUGACGAGCCCUACUAUGCCUCGAGCACCCAAGAGUGCGCACAAUGAUAGCGAGGGGAGACACUCGAGCACACGACACACUAUUCCUAUCGGUUCAUCUCGACGAGAAUCUGUAGAGAGCUUCGACGAUAUCAAACGACGAUGGUCGAUGGAGUCCUUGUCCGAAGAAUCAUCCGCCAUCGACGCUGAGUAG